AACAUUUUAAACACAUUUGUGUCUAUCGAAUAGUGCUAUAAACACUGAAAUGGCUCCUUUAAUUAAAUAUACAAAGCAUUUUAUCGACAACGAAUGGGUGGAUUCCAAGAGUGGAAAGACCUUUGAAACUCGAAAUCCUGUGGAUGGAUCUGUUAAUGCUAAAGUGUCUGAGGGUGAUAAGCUUGAUAUUGACGAGGCUGUAAAGGCAGCUCGCCGAGCAUUCCACCGCAACUCGGAGUGGCGUCAACUGGAUGCGUCACAGCGCGGUCAGAUUCUUCAGAAUUUUGCAACACUAGUGGAACGAGAUGCAGAUUAUCUUAACCAAUUAGAGACGCAUGACAAUGGCAUGAUCAAGCUCAUGGCAAAUAUGAUGUCAGAUUUUGCUGUUAAGAGUAUUAGAUAUAUAGCCAGUCUUGCUGACAAAGUCCAGGGAUAUACAGUGCCGGCUGAUGGCGAUAAUUUUUCUUAUACACUAAAGCAACCAGUUGGAGUUUGUGGUCUUAUCUUACCUUGGAAUGGACCAAUACUCAUGUUUAUCGGUAAAGUUGUAACUGCUCUAGCAGCUGGUUGCACCGUUGUCGUGAAGCCUGCUGAGCAGACACCUCUCACUGCCCUUGCUCUGGCUGCUCUUCUAAAAGAGGCUGGUGUACCAAAAGGAGUAGUUAACGUUGUCAAUGGCUAUGGAGAAACUGCUGGAGUUGCCCUUACACAUCAUCCUGACGUCGCUAAGAUUUCUUUCACUGGAUCUGUUGAGGUAGGCAAGCUGAUUCAACAGGCAGCUGGGGCCACUAAUCUGAAACGAGUAACUCUUGAAUUGGGCGGCAAGAGUCCUUUAGUUGUUAUGGAUGACGCGGACUUGAGUUUGGCAGUGCCAAUCGCAGCAAGGGGAGUAUUUGCUAAUCAGGGUCAAGUGUGCGUAGCUGCAUCGCGUCUGUAUGUGCAGUCGAGUAUCUAUGAUAAAUUUGUCGAAGCAGCUGUCCAAUAUGCACAGCAGAUUAAAGUAGGAGAUCCUGCAUUAGAGACCACACAUCAAGGACCACAGAUUGACGAAUUGAUGUUGAAUAAAAUUUUGGGAUAUAUUGAGAAAGGCAAGAAGGAGGGAGCAAAACUUCUGACCGGUGGUAAGCGUAUUGGGACCACAGGAUACUUCAUUGAGCCAACUGUGUUCGCUGAUGUCAAUGAUGAGAUGACAAUUGCUAAAGAAGAAAUUUUCGGUCCAGUGCAGAGCAUCAUUAAAUUUGAUACGUUAGACGAGGUUAUCGAUCGUGCCAACAAUACGACUUAUGGACUCGCCGCUGGUAUAAUCACUACGAACCUAAAUAACGCACUGCACUUCAGCAAACACGUCGAAUCUGGUGUCGUUUGGAUAAAUACUUACCUAAUGGGCGGUAUCCAAACUCCAUUCGGUGGUUUUAAGGAUUCCGGGCUUGGUCGCGAAAAUGGUAUUCACGCUUUGGAUCCAUACUUAGAAGUAAAGACCGUGACCAUAUCUCUUCCCAAGAAACUGUAGCACUACAGGUGCAUAGUAUAUUACUUUGAAGAAUUAAUAAUGGUAAUCGCGAAUUCAUCUAUACAUCAUACGAAACAUAUAUUUGAAAUCACAGUUUAGUCGAGUAUAUGCAGUUCUUUUUCGAGCAGGAUGUGCAUUGAGUCAUGACUCAUGAUUAGUUUUGAUUUAACAUUUAAUGGAGUAAAUUGACAAAA
Molecule: messenger RNA, 1704 nt
Organism: Achroia grisella
Lineage: Eukaryota; Metazoa; Arthropoda; Insecta; Lepidoptera; Pyralidae
Product: aldehyde dehydrogenase 1A1-like
Exons: 11
Coding region: 50-1510 (486 amino acids)
Molecular function (GO): aldehyde dehydrogenase (NAD+) activity
Source: RefSeq, a predicted model, not a curated record